Molecule: messenger RNA, 3571 nt
Organism: Nilaparvata lugens (brown planthopper)
Lineage: Eukaryota; Metazoa; Arthropoda; Insecta; Hemiptera; Delphacidae
Gene: CCKLR-17D3
Product: cholecystokinin receptor
Exons: 7
Coding region: 185-1225 (346 amino acids)
Biological process (GO): neuropeptide signaling pathway
Cellular component (GO): membrane
Molecular function (GO): neuropeptide Y receptor activity; gastrin receptor activity
Source: RefSeq, a predicted model, not a curated record
GUCUUGGUUUUGACGCGGUCGUUGCCAUGUCCAGUCCAAUUAAAUUGAGCAAUUGUUGAAUUGUGACGACACAUACAAAGUAUAUAACCCUUCUUGAACGCUGUGAAAUCUCAAACAUUUUAUAUAAGAUACAUAUCAAUAGCAUACGAUGAACUGGGAUUGAAGACAGGAAACCUCAGAAGGAAUGAGUGGCUCGUGGAACGUGCAGAUCCCUCUUUAUGCCGGAAUCUUUCUGCUGGCAGUGGCUGGCAAUGCUCUUGUUAUUCUGACUCUUGUUCGUAACCAGAGCAUGAGAACGAUAACCAACCUUUUUCUGCUCAAUUUGGCUGUUUCCGAUCUACUUCUGGGGGUUGUUUGUAUGCCAUUCACUCUGGUUGGAAAUAUUCUCAGGGACUUUGUGUUCGGUGACCUGAUGUGUCGCCUCAUCCCAUUCCUACAAGCGACAAGCGUAGCAGUUUCGGCGUGGACUCUAGUGGCGAUUUCGGUAGAGCGCUACUAUGCUAUCUGCCACCCUCUGCGCUCGCGGCGAUGGCAGACUCUGUCGCACGCCUAUCGCCUCAUAGCGGUCAUCUGGCUCGCCAGCUUCGUCACUAUGCUCCCCAUUUCUCUCCUUAGUCGCUUAAUUCCCACCAAUCAAGGUUUGAAGAAAUGUCGAGAAAUCUGGCCAGAUGCUGACUAUGAACGAGGAUACAACUUGAUGCUAGAUGCUGUCCUCCUAGUGCUUCCACUUUUCAUACUCAUAGUGACGUAUUCAUUGAUCACCAUCACUCUGUGGCGAGGAAUUCGGCCGUCAAAUCAAUCAGGUCAAGGCGAGCUUAUGAAUAAUGGUUGCAGUCAUAUUGAGGUGACACGCUCAAGUUCUUCAUUCAAAUUCAACAGCACUGUGGGCACAACUUCGAGCAGUAGUCCUGGCGGUCUAAGACGAACAAACACUGAGAAGGCAUUGCUCAAGAAGAAAAGGGUCAUCAAAAUGCUCUGUGCAGUUGUUCUUGAGUUUUUCAUUUGUUGGACACCAUUAUACGUAAUAAAUACGGUAACGCUGUUUGAUAAAUAUAUUGUGUAUAAUGCCCUGAGCUUCCAAGCAAUAAGCUUCUUCCAGCUGCUGGCUUACUCAUCGAGCUGCUGCAAUCCCAUCACCUACUGCUUCAUGAACUCCAGCUUCCGGAAAGCUUUCCUCAUACUUUUCGGCUGCUUGAGACGAGGACGACCCAAAACGCAUUUCUGACAUCAGCUUCCUUUCCACCAAAUACCGGUGGAAAUGUAUCACUGGAGGCAUCAAAGCACAAUGAAAACAAGUGUACAAAACAGCGAACAAUCUCCUAAAAUUUGAUGAACGUAAAUUAAGUCAUAUCCGAAUAGUAUAUUAUUGGUACCUGCUAGAGAAUAAGUUAAUGUUUUUCGAUUAUUCUGAAUAAACUCGAGUUCAAAUCUUUAUAAUGUGAUGAUAAAUUAUAUUUAAUUUUGAAGCAAUUAUCACUUGUGUAAUGAGAGUGAAUGAAAACUCAUAAAAAUGAUAUAUAUUCCUCAGAACAUAAACUUUUCCUGUAAAUUUAUUAUAGGUGAUAUCAUGAAAUGUAAUGACAAUUGUCCGUCAGUUUUGUAUAGAUGACGUCGAACAUCUAUUUGCAGUUUUGGGCAGCUUAGGUGUGGUAUAAAACCAACAGGAAUAAUUCAUAACAUAGUUUGAAGACACAUGAUUAUUAUUGGUCUUAAAGUUAUUUAUGAGAGACUAAUAUAAUUAUCUCUGAUCUCAAUUACAUUCAAGGUUACAAUUCGUGAUUCAUAAAGACAAUUGUUCAUCAAAACAAUAUUGUUUAACAGAAUAUAAAUUCAAAUACUUUUAUUCAUAAAAAACAUAUUUACAAAUUAAUAGUGUAAUAAUAAUAGGCCUAUAGGUACGGUAAUGAAUAUAAUAUUCUUUGCUGGAUGAAACGAUAUUUUUGUUUAACGUCUAGAAAAUUUCAUUCAACGCUUAUUUUCUAUCAAAACUUUAUAAAUUAUAAUAUAUGGCCUAUCGUAUUAUUCUUGUUUGAAGUAGAAUAUGGUAACUCAUGAAGAAAUAACACGAUUUAAAAAAGACUUGAACGUUCCAAAUUCUCUUAUAUACCGUAUUUUGCAUUUUGUUAUACCGUCAUGCUGAUAAAUCAAUCAUUGCUGAUUCAGAUGGAUUAUUAUCCUUCUACCUCACUGGAUGCACUGACUACUUAGAUUUGAAAUACUAUUUUGCAUGGAGAUAUGGAAUCGAACGGCUCCGAAAUGUAGAGUUCUCGUGGGAGCUAAUUGAACUGUUAUUAUUAUUUAUUCAAUUCUCACGCAAUAACUCUUCGAAGUCCAAUGUCUCCAUGAAUCAUAUUAUUUAUUAUUAUGAUACUGGAUGCACAAAAUUAUUUUUUUUGUGUUUCUCAUGUAAUAUGAAAUAUUGAAUAUAAAAGUGUUGAAUAAUGGACCUUGUUUGAAAUAGGUACUGAAAUAGCUCGCUCAUAUCGUGGUCUAAUGUACUACGGUACAUUAUUCAUAUUUCUGGUGUUUUAUUUUGAUUCCAUGAAUUUUUAUAUUUUGACAAAUAUAUAGGCACUAUGCUGAAAAUUGUUUUAUGUUUAAGUUGUAUCAUGUCUGAAUAUUGGAAUCUGAUAAUUUAUUGAAACAAAUUAUUUGAUUUCAAGAGAUUAAUGAAGAUAUUCUGAUCUUCUUAUACCGUAAUCUAUAUUCUCCUGAAAUAUCAAUUGAACAACUGUUAUAGAGAUGAUAUCUCCCAUGAUGUAAUCUACUGAUACAUUUUGACAGAAACGUAUUCAUGGGAGCCUCGUCAGUUUAUCCUUCAAGUUUUCGUUGAGAAUAAUAAUUUUUCAGGAUCAGGAAAACUAAACUUGGUAUUACACUGAAUAAUAUUAGUACUAUAACAUUACAUUAUCUUAGCCAACUCUAAUAAGAAGUUGCUGUGAUCCUACUUGUGUACAGUACUGUAUAAUAUCAUUCAAUUGAUUAUUUUUCCAAACUGAUGAAGCUUCAAGUUAUAAUUACUGGAAAAGGUUGUAGAAUUGGUUCCAGAUGCCAAAUUUUCUCGAUGGAUGUUUAUUUGCAAAACAUAAAUUCAUUCUUAUAGGUCUACUUCUGAUAUUAACUGCCAACAGUUAUAAAAAAUUAGCCAAACUGCUAUUCACUUUCUGGUUCUUUAUAAUCAUCAUUUUUCUCAUUCCAUUAUCGAGUGUUUCGUCGUCACUAUCAAACAAUAACUUUGGAUAAUGUAAUAUAGUGUUUGAAACUUUUUAAAAUACAGUAGUGUAUAAUAAAAAAAUUAUGAACGUUAUUGAGAGUUUUUCAUUAUUAAUAGGUUAUCGAUGUACUUCAGAAUAUAUGUAGAAGCCUAUUUGUUUCUGCAAAACAAAUGUGCAAUAUGAAGGUGAUGUGCGUAGUGAUGAGAGAUGAGUGAGCAAAUAAUCGAAACUGUGUGAAAUUAAAAAAAAAUUGCGAUUGUAUUCAUGAGAUAUGUUGUGGAUUGGAAAAUUGUAUAAUUAUUACUAAUAAUUAUUUAUCAUUUUUUAUUUUAUGAUUAAACUACACAGACGUAAAA